Batrachochytrium dendrobatidis JAM81 is the source of this 3189-nucleotide messenger RNA. RefSeq lists its product as uncharacterized. The coding region runs from base 1 to 3189 and encodes 1062 amino acids. The record is from RefSeq and is a predicted model, not a curated record. The transcript has 7 exons. Gene Ontology annotation, molecular function: RNA binding; 3'-5'-RNA exonuclease activity. NCBI's taxonomy places the organism in Eukaryota, Fungi, Chytridiomycota, Chytridiomycetes, Rhizophydiales. Gene Ontology annotation, cellular component: P-body. Gene Ontology annotation, biological process: mRNA catabolic process.
AUGCAAGAUACAGAGAAUUCCGCUGCCAAGAGUCGGAAAAGUGGUAAUCGACAUGCUGGCAAAAGCGAUGAUUUGAACACUACAAGUCGAAACAAAGGACAUCGAAACCGCAGGAGAAAGCCCAAUGCUGACAGUCAGCAUGAUGAUGCUGGCAAGAAGCGUGUCAAUCAACCAGUCGGCGGCCAAGGAAUCAAUGCAUCCAACCGAGAUUCGCCUGGUAAUGCGAUGGCUGGUGAUGAGCGAUCAUCACAAAACCAUGCAUCAACUGGCCCGUCUUUCAGAAAGCAGCGCUACCGUCCAACCAUGGCUAAUGUUCCUCAUAUCAGUAGCAGUUUUGUCAAGUCAUCUCAUGAUGUUGCUACUCAAGACCAUAUUCUGGUCACUUCUCAGCAGGAAUCUUCAGUACAUCCUACACACGAAGCAAACGCGGCAUCUUUGGCCACAAAGGUGGACAAUGUGCGCAAGCCACUGCUCUUUCUUUUUGACUGUUUUAUCAAUCCAGCUGCUUGUCAAACAUCCAAUGUUGUUGAUGAUCAAAAAUCCCAAAAUAAGCAUCCCAAACCAGAUUAUCCUGCAUCGGCCAACACUCGCUCUGAUAGCAAGACUCAAUGUAACCGAAUCGAUUUUCAACAGCAAUCAUCUAUUAAAGAAAUACCGCACAAGAAAGGGUCAUCAGAUGCUUUCUCUAAAAAAUCCAAAAAGCCUGCUAAACAGAUCUUUCAAGAAUACUUGAGCCUAGAUCAGAUUAAAGAAGGAAUUGAAAACGGUAGUAUAUUUCAGGGUGUACUGCGAAUUAACAAAGCCAAUCGAAACGAUGGCUAUGUAACCAUUAACGGAUCUAGUGAUACAGACGUUUAUAUCCCUGGAGCAACUCUUAUCAACCGGGCUUUUUCAAAUGAUGUUGUAGCCUUUACAAAAUUGUCUGGAGAUGAGCUUAAAAAGGCGAUGGCAUCACACAAAAUCAAGGCAGAAACAAAAAUGAUGGAAAGCUACGAGCGCCAAAAAAAGUGCAAUUUGUUUAAAACUGAGGAUGUUGUGCAGGAGCAUGUCGAAAGUCGUAUUUACGGAAAAGUAGUAGGAAUUAUUUCCUGUAAAACGGCAAACCGCAUAUUUGUUGGAACUCUGCAUUUAGAUCGACCUCUUAGCAAGAGCCCUAGUAUAGAUAAGAACAGAUCUAGCCGAUGGAUCUGGUUUAUGCCAAGUGAUAAAAGCAUUCCAUUCAUGAUCAUUUCUAAAGAGCUUGCUCCAAAAGAGUUUUUAGCCGAUCCGGAAUCUUUUGCAAAUAUACUUGUUACUGCUACUUUAAAAAGUUGGAGUACUACCGACGCACUGCCUCAUGCUGAUUAUAAUGGAUUAUUAGGCCAGAUGGGCGAGCUUCAUGUAGAAUCUAAAGCACUGCUCCAAGCAGCAGGGGUUGUCUGGGAUGACUUUUCUGAUUCAGUAUUGGACUGUCUACCUUCAUUGCCUUGGUCAAUCCCAGAGGAGGAGAUAGCCAAAAGAUGGGAUUUACGCAAGACCAGAAUCUUUUCUAUUGACCCAGAGACUGCCAAAGAUUUAGAUGAUGCGGUUUCAUGUAGAGCACUGCCUGAUGGUAGAUUUGAAGUUGGGGUGCAUAUUGCAGAUGUAUCUUAUUUUGUGCAUCAAAAAACAGCACUGGAUGAUGAAGCAUUAUAUAGAGCCACCACGGUGUAUUUGGUGCAACGUGCAAUUCCUAUGCUUCCUCGCUUGCUGUGUGAGGAACUGUGUAGUUUAAACCCAGAUGUAGAUCGACUGGCGUUUUCCGUGUUUUGGAUAUUUGAUGCUCAGGGAACUAUCAUUGGCCAGCCCAGAUUUGGACGAAGUGUUAUUCGUUCCUGUGCCAAGCUAAGCUAUGAGCAUGCACAGGCAGUAAUUGAUGGAAAGCCCUUUGCUAAACAUGUUGAGAUUUCUGCGCAAGUCACUUUGGAGGAUAUUUCGACUGAUAUUCUCCAGUUGUAUAAAUUCAGUAAAAUUAUGCGUAAAAAACGAUAUGACGACGGAGCACUUUCAAUUCACUCGAUUAAGCUUUGGUUUAGUCUUGAUCAUUUAGGAAAUCCUGUAGAAAGUGGAAUGUAUGAGUUGAAGGACAGCAAUCGCCUUAUUGAAGAGUACAUGCUACUUGCAAACAUGGCGGUUGCUCAGAAAAUUCACGAGCAUUUCCCAAGCGAGUCUUUACUUCGUAGACAUCCGAUUCCUGGCUGUUCUGCCAUGACCAAGUUUGUUGAAAAGAUGGCACGUAUUGGCAUUGUGAUUGAUGCGUCCUCGUCUGGAUCACUACAAGAAUCUUUUGAAGCCAUUGAAGAUCCGUUGCAUCGUAUGAUAACACGGAUGGUGGCUAUUCGAACCAUGAGGCGUGCAGUAUAUUAUUCAUCUGGCGACCCAUCUGUUGAGGAUUUUAAGCACUAUGCUCUUUGUGUACCUUUUUAUACCCACUUUACGUCACCCAUCCGUCGUUAUUGUGAUUUAGUAGUGCAUCGUCUUUUGAAUAGUGUUUUGGAAGGAAAUCUAGAAGCAUCGUCCCCGUAUACCAAUGCAACGAUAAUGGAUAUUGCAGAGCAAUGCAAUGAUCGAAAGGAUGCAUCACGAGAAGCUCAAACUGCAUCAUCCAAACUAUUCCUGUGGGCAUAUCUUAAAAAACUUGCAGCAGCAAAUAGGAUCGAGUCCAAGAAUGAAGGAUUUGCCGAGAUCAUUGCAGAGGCGUAUGUUCAGGAUGUUGGUACACGUUCGUAUGAUGUAUUGGUACCUAGCUACGGUAUUGAUCAACGUGUCUGGAUAGAGGAUGCUGUCGAGACAGGAGAAAUUUUGGGUGUGGUAAGCGAUGAGGAGAAUGCACAGCUUCAAGUGUAUUGGAAACGAUGCGAUGACGAUGACGAGUCCAUUGAAGCAUUGACUCAAGGUUUGAAGACCCUGGAUAUGACAACGCAGCAUGAUUCUAUGCAAGACUUGAGGGAGUCGGAGAUAGCAUCACCAUUUGAUCCCAAAACCACCAAAAUCCAAGUGAUUCAGAUGUAUACGCGCGUGUUUGUCAAGAUCAUAGUAGACAUGUCCCAAAGAAUGUCAUUCAAGCUGUCUGCAAUAUAUCCUCAUCCCAAUCUUGGUGCUACAACUAUGCACAGGAAUGCAAUGGGCGAUCAUCUGGUGACUUCACUUCCGCAAGAAAUGGACGAUUGA